AUGACCGUCAAGAUGACGGGGCAGGGGGGCCCCCUGGAGCUGCGCUCAGAGAACAUCAUCCAGGUGACACAACGCCUGGCGAUAUCAGUCAACGACUUCUACGCGGCCCAGGACCAGUUCGUGGCCAACCUUGCGUUUGUGCUGGGCAUUGAUGUGUCACGCAUCAAGAUCGUCAAGAUCGUCCCUGGCUCCACAAUCCUGGAUUACGUAAUCCGAGAGGACCCGGUGGUCGCAAAUGCACCCAUAGCAGAGCCGGUUUACGACACUUCAAAGAACGUCGACUCUGCCACAGCGGCCUAUUUGGCGGCACUGCCCACCGACCAGCAGCAGGCCUACAUGGCAUCGUAUGCAGCCGCCCCCGCCGCCAGCCCCACCGGAAGCAGCCCGAGCAGCGACGGCACCAACAGCAGCGCCCCGACCAGCAGCAGCACAGCCAACAGCAGUGCCGCCGCCGCCGCGGCGCCCCCGGCGGCCGCCGCGAGCGACGAGCUGGCACGCGUGUUUGCGGCGCUGCGCGACAGCGUCGCGAACGGGUCGAUGGCGGGCAAGCUCGGGAUACCCAUCUUGGACGUGAGCGUCAAGGUCGAGCUGACGCAGGCGCCGUCGGCGGAGGCGCAGGCCGCGGUCGGCCCCGGCAUCGACCUGACGGGCGGCGGCGGGGCCGGCGGCGCCGGCAGCGGCGGCGCGGCGGGCGGCGGCGCGUCGAGCGGCGUGCUCUCGCUGGACCAGCUGAUUGCGUCGUAUGCUCAGGCCCAAGCGGCCGCGGGAGGCGGCGGCGGCGGCGGCAGCGGGGCCGCGGGUGGCGGCGGCGGGGCGGCCGCGGGCGGAAACGGGGGCGCCGCGGCCCGUGCGGGUGCGAGCCACGGGCUGUCUGUCGUGCUCGGCGUCUGCGUGGCGAUCGGCGGCGCGGCGGGGCUGGCGCUGUUUGCGGCGCGCGUCGUGAGGUUGAGGAAGGCUGGGCGCGUGACGGCCGCGCCAGACGAGCCUCCGUCUGGCCGACAGGGAGACGCGCAGCGGGCGCUGGGCCGCAUGUCCAUCAGCCUGCGCAAGCUGGCCAGCCUUGGGGCCAGAAGCGGCACCCAGGCCGAACCCCAGGAGAAAGUCCGGCUGUACAUGUUUAUGUCUGGGAGCGGCGGCGGCGGCGGCAGCAGCGCGGCCGGCGGCCGCAGUGGCGGCGGCGACAGCGCUGGCGAUGAGCCCGGCGCCGCCGCGGCCCCGGGCGCGGCCGCCGAGGGACAGGUGCUGCAGGGUGCCGACACGAGCGAGGCAGGGGCCGGCGAGGCGGCGCAGAAUGAGGCGCUUGCGAAAGUUGUCGCUGAUGCUACAGCAGCGGCGGCAGGGGAGGAGGGGCCUGCACCACUCGACGACAGGGAGGGCAUCGCGGGGGGCGGCGGCGGCGCUGCAGGGGUGCGGACUCGCGCGGCCAGCAAGAAGCACCGCGGACGGCUGCCGCCGCUGCACCUGGGCAGUGGCGCCGUCGGCAGCGGCGGCGAUGGCGGCGAUGGCGGCGGCGCAGAGACUCAGGGCAGGAUCACCCGCAGCGCGGUGCGGCCAGCGGAGCUGCCACGCACUAGCUUGGGGCAAUCUCCUGAGUAG
Molecule: messenger RNA, 1596 nt
Organism: Monoraphidium neglectum
Lineage: Eukaryota; Viridiplantae; Chlorophyta; Chlorophyceae; Sphaeropleales; Selenastraceae
Exons: 5
Coding region: 1-1596 (531 amino acids)
Source: RefSeq, a predicted model, not a curated record